Messenger RNA from Anguilla anguilla (European eel), 4643 nucleotides. Its product is annotated as tetratricopeptide repeat protein 21B-like. Bases 135 to 4049 code for a protein of 1304 amino acids. Lineage: Eukaryota; Metazoa; Chordata; Actinopteri; Anguilliformes; Anguillidae. The transcript is spliced from 29 exons. Gene Ontology annotation, biological process: intraciliary retrograde transport; protein localization to cilium. The record is from RefSeq and is a predicted model, not a curated record. Gene Ontology annotation, cellular component: intraciliary transport particle A. Gene Ontology annotation, molecular function: protein binding.
AGAGACGCUAAACUUAGGGACACCGAAUCACUGAACCUGUAAAGUUAGCUUCCUAGGUGUUUGAUUGCAAUAGGAUACCUUGUGAUAAGUAGCGUUAUCAGAAUAAUCGAUUCAAAUAUACAACAAAACGGAACAUGGCAGAACGUGAUUCAUCUUGUUUAGCUUCAAUAGUGUAUUAUUUCACGGAGAAAUACUACCGCCAAACCAUACUAACCACUGCGGAACAUUUAAAAAUGUACAAUGCUGAUCCUGUACUGCUGUUUUUCAAAGCCCAUGGGAUUUUGAUGGAAGGUCGUGUUCAAGAGGCUAUUCGAGAGCUGGAGCAACUAAGAGACAAACCAGAUGUAUCAUUGUGCUCUAUCAUGGCUCUUAUCUAUGCACACAGACAGAGUGAAACUGUUGAUCGUGAUGCUGUGGAGGAGCUGGAUUCUCAGCUGAAGUUGAGUCGGAAAACUGCCGGAGACAAAGCCCUCUAUUAUGCUGCCAUGUUUCUUUGGCUAAUGGGCCGCAGUGACAAGGCCAAAGACUACAUUGACAGAAUGCUCAAGAUGUCCAGUUCUUCGAAAGAGGGACUAAUUCUGAAGGGAUGGAUUGAGCUCAGUUCCGAGGUUGAUCAAAACAGAAACAAGGCUAUUCGAUACUUCGAGAGUGGGCUGCAGGACUCCAAGAGUGUAUUUGGUCUGAUGGGAAAGGUGAAAUACUUUAUGAAGAAACAAAACUUCUCUGGUGCCCUCGAGGAAGUGAACCAGAUUAUUUCCUUCCAGCCUGAUUUCCUCCCAGCUCUGACCAGCAAGAUGAAUCUGUUUCUUGCCCAACAAGAUUGGGAGCAGACCCUUGAUGCUGCUUCCCGAUGUUUGAAACAAGAUGGGCGUAAUUUGAAGGCUCUUCAGAUAAUGGUGAUCCAUGCGAUAGUGAAAGACGGUGACCUAAUCAAGGCACAGGAGCAUCUUCAAGCACUUCUCGGUGCCUUGGAGAGUACAGAGCCUUGCGCACCAGGGCUUCAUGUCAGUUUUACAAAGCCAAUCAGCAGAUUGUGUGGAAACCACACAGAAAUCCUGCAGACUUUGUGCCAGUUUGUGGAGCGAGCAUUUGCCAAGGCCCCAGCAGAUGCUGAUAUUGCCAAUGAAAUUGGCUACCUGUUUGUCCUUCAAAACAAGAUUAAAGAGGCUGCAAGAUGGUAUUCCAAUGGCAUCAAACUGGAUGGGAGCAGUGUGACAGCUCUGGCAGGUGUGAUCCAUUGCCAGCUGUUGCAGGGACAGCUCGAGGAAGCGGAUCAGCAGCUGGAGUUCCUCAGAGAAAUUCAGCAGUCCAUUGGCCUGUCAGUGGAGCUGGCUUUUAUUCAGGCCAUGCUAGCCUGUAAGAGAGGGGAAAGCCAGGCUGUCGUGAGCGCUCUGCUGAAGGAGGCUGCUGAGCUUCAUUUCUCCGCCAUUCGGGGACUGCCCCUGGGUGUGGAGUACUAUGAGAAGCUCAAUCCUACCUUCCUUUUUGAAGUGGUGAAGACAAACCUGGCUGUCUGUCAGCCUCGUGCUCUUGGUCAACCGUUGUCAUUUGGGCUGAUGCACUCUGCCAUGAUCUUAGAUCCUGUGGUCAGAACUGCUCCAGGCAUUUUACCUGGUGCCUACCUCAUGGCCAAGGUGAAAUAUCUCUCAGGUGACUUCACUUCUGCUCAGGUUUCCGUAACGCGCUGUUUGGAGCUGGACCCAACUGUUGCAGAUGUCCACCUGCUCCAAGCACAAAUUUGCCUCUCUGUGGAAGACUUCAAGAAGUGCCUACAGUCCCUGGAGACAGGGGUGAGCCACAACUUUCAGGUUCGGGAGCUACCUCAGUACCACUUGAUCAAAGCUCGGGUCUUGAAGAAGAUGGGGAACAUUCCAGAGGCCAUCCAGACUCUGAAAAUGGUCAUGAGUCUUCCAGGGUUGAGAAGAGAGGCAAAGGGGAGAGAGACGUCCAUCAGCAAUAGCGACCGUGUGUCAGCGUACUUGGAGUUGGCUGAGGCACUAAGGCUGAAUGGGGAACAGCAUGAAGCUACGAAGGUAAUGCAGGACGCCAUUGUGAACUUCACCGGGACGCCAGAAGAGAUCCUGGUCACCCUGGCCAAUGUAGACCUGGCUCUGGCCAAAGACGACAGCGAUACAGCUCUGACUGUACUGCGCAACAUCACCCCCGACCAGCAGCAUUACACAGAGGCCAAAGAGAAGAUAGCCAAAAUAUACCUGGAGAAAAGAAAGGACAAAAAACUCUACAUUGCAUGCUACAGGGAACUAUGUGAGGAUGUGCCAGGGCCACACUCCAGUGUCCUACUGGGAGAUGCAUACAUGAAAAUAGAGGAGCCAGAAAAAGCCAUUGACGUGUAUCAGGCAGCUCUGAAAAAGUCUAGCAGAGAUGCAACCUUGGCAAGAAAGAUUGGGCAAGCAUUUGUAAAGACUCAUCAGUACAACCAGGCAGUUAGCUACUACGAAGCUGCCCUUAAGAUCAGCGGACAGGAUUUCCUGCGGAACGACUUGGCCGAGCUUCUUCUGAAAAUGAGGCAAUACGAAAAAGCCACGAAAAUUCUCAACCAGGCCUUGGACCAUGAACCAGGAAAUGACUUGUUGACCAUGAUGAAUGAUGUAAAGUACUUGCUUUUACUGGCCAAAAUCGAUAAGAGGUGUGGAUCUCCUUCUAUGGAGACAUUGGAGAAGGCCUACAAUAUUCAGAUGAGGGUUAUGAGGCGCCUCCCACUGGAGCAGCCAGAAGCUUUCCAGGAGCAGAAGACGGUGGCGGCGUCCAUCUGCCACCAGAUUGGUCAGCUGUGGCGCUCUCAGCGGGACUUUGAUAGGGCCAAGAAAUCGUACAAAGAGGCCCUAUCAUUCUGUGAUGGGGACCAGAAGGUAAUACUUGAGUUGGCACAUUUACGCCUGGAGCAGGGUAACAUGGAGUCCUGUUAUCAGCAGUGCCAGGUGUUGCUAAAGAACCAGGAUAGCAAUGAAGAGGCAGCCAUGCUGAUGGCAGAUCUGCUGUUUCGAAGAAAAGAGUAUGAUGGUGCAGUCUCGCAAUUUACAAAACUAAUGGAGCAAACCCCAGAUAACUACUUUGUUUUGGCCAAGUUUAUAAACUUGUUGAGAAGAACUGGGAAGCUUGAUGAUGCACCAGCCCACUUUGAAAGGUGUGAGAAACACAGUCCCAGAGCCACCAUGGAGCCAGGAUAUAACUUCUGCAAGGGCCUGUACUGCUGGCACAUGGGACAGGUAAAUGAAGCUUUGAUGCACUUCAAUAAGGCCCGGAGAGACACGGACUGGAGCGAAGGGGCAGUACACCACAUGAUCGAGAUCUGCCUCAACCCAGACAGUGACACCGUCGGGGGGGAGGUGUUUGAGGCAGUUCAGGAGGAGUGGAGAAGGGAGUCAGAGCCCUUGGGAGUGAGCACAGCCCAGAACCUGCUGAAGGAGUACCAUCCCCGCACCAGAGAAGGAGAGGAGAAAGCACUGUUGCUUUACAACCGCUGCUUGAUGGCUACCAAAGAACCCAAGCAAGUGGAGAGGGCUCUGUCUGCAUUCACUGAAAUGGCCUCAUCGCUGGAGAACAAUGUGCCGUAUCUGCUGGCAAUGGCCCAGGCCUUCAUGAUACUGAAACAGGCACCCAGGGCCAGGAACCAGCUGAAGAGACUCUCGAAGACGGACUGGAGUGAGAGCAACGCAGAGGAUCUGGAGAAAAGCUGGAUCCUCCUGGCUGACGUUUACAUCAAGUCUGGAAAAUAUGACAUCGCCGUGGAGCUCUUGAAACGCUGCCUCCUCUACAACAAGUCUUGCAGUAAAGCAUUUGAGUAUUUGGGCUUCAUGAUGGAGAAUGAGCAAUCCUACAAAGAUGCUAUAGGUUAUUAUGAGCAGGCCUGGAAGUACACCAACAGGGUGAACCCAGCAAUGGGUUUCAGACUUGCCUUCAAUUACCUGAAAUACAAGAAAUACACAGAGGCAAUAGAUGUUUGCCGCAAGGUUCUGACUGAGCACCCUGGCUACCCGCUCAUCCAGAGAGAAAUCCUGGAGCGUGCCUGGCUGGCUCUGAGGCCUUAGAGCUGAGGAGGAGGUCCAAACGUAGGCUCACUGUUCCUUGCAAAGAUGCCUGCAUUCCUUGGAGAAACUUGUCGCAUUUUCUUCAGAAGCCAAAAUUGCCUAAACAUAUCUCCCUGCUGUGAGAACAGCCUGUCUUCCUUAUGUACACAGUGCCUUGUUCUGUGGUGUGGUUUUAGUAAAUUUGCUUAAUAUGGAGCAUGUGUGACUUUGUUUUACCAAUUUUGUUUCUUAUUGACAAUUUUUUUUUGUCUGUGUUUUUCUCGAUUACUCAUAACAAUAAAUUACAUUACAAGCAUUUUAUGUAGGACAUGUUGUCAAAGAAAUUAAUUUCUUUGACAACUUGUCCUACUCCAUCUAUCACAUUUUUUAUUUGAUGUCAUAUGAGUAGGAUGGUGAUGGACAGCUGGGAUUACAUGGGCAUUAUAACAGUCCCCACCCCAGUUUUUUAGAAGCCACUAGUAAACGUGAUCACCCAAUACAUGCAUUGUAACAUUAAAAGUGAAUUCUGGUUGGUUACAUGUCAAUGAAGUAUAUUUUUUUGCAGUCUGGUUUUUCUGUGUUAACUUCAGAAUUUAAAAAAAAUUAAAUAAAAAA